This is a messenger RNA of Exophiala aquamarina CBS 119918, 972 nucleotides long. RefSeq lists its product as uncharacterized. Lineage: Eukaryota; Fungi; Ascomycota; Eurotiomycetes; Chaetothyriales; Herpotrichiellaceae. The coding region runs from base 1 to 972 and encodes 323 amino acids. The record is from RefSeq and is a predicted model, not a curated record. The transcript has 3 exons.
AUGGGUCUGUUGCACGACCUACUGACCCAGUUCAACCCGGUUCCCCACCCGACGUAUGAUUUCUCCGGGAAAACAAUCAUCGUUACUGGUGCUAAUACCGGGAUUGGAAAGGAAGCAGUAAAGCACUUCCUCCGCCUCAACGCCAGCAGAGUUGUUGGAACAGCAAGGACACUUUCAAAAUGCGAAGAAACUCUUGCAGCGGUUGAGUCCGCAACACCUGACAAAGGAAGAAUAGAAAUAUGGGAGCUCGAAUACGGGAGCUAUGCUUCAGUGCUCUCAUUCUGCUCAAGGGUCGCAAAACUGGAUCGUGUUGACAACAUCAUUCUCAAUGCAGGGGUUGCUACUAGGGAUUAUGAAGUUCUCGAACGGCAUGAAAGGCAUAUCACUGUCAAUGUCAUCAGCACUACACUUUUAGCGGCCCUACUGCUUCCAGUUCUUCAAAGGAGUGCGGAGAGGUUCAAGAUUAAUCCUAUGCUCACAAUUACAGGAUCAAAGAUCUAUGCAUGGUCAAAGUUCCCAGAGCGUGAGGCAUCGAAUAUGAUUGAAGCAUUAAACUCCUCGAGAGACAUGUCAGAAAGAUACCAGGUCACCAAACUGUUACAACUUUUUGCUGUGCUGGAAAUCGCCGAGCGGGUAUCCCAACGAUACCCGGCUAUCAUCGUCAAUACAGUUAGUCCUGGCUUUGUCCAGACAGACCUCAUGCGAGAUGCCAAAGGAUUUGAGAAGUUUACGCUCAUGGCCGUGCUAAAGGUUCUCGCCUGGACAUCGGAACAGGGUGGCAGGACUUUAGUUGAGUCUGCUGUUAGAGAGUCAGAUAGCCACGGUGUCAUGCUCAGCGAAGGAAGACUCAAAUUACCACACGUGGAGCCCUGGAUACUCGCAGAGAAAGGCUGCAAGAUUCAGAAACAACUUUGGGUUGAGCUUUCUGUUAUUAUUGAGGCUAUUCAACCAGGGGCCUUGACUACUUUGUGA